GGAAAUGCCGAAAAAACAAGCUGGCAACCUGCCGAGACAAUCGGAAAUACAACCCUCGGAACGAAACAUAUGUACACAACACCUAUCUGAAAAGUAUUAAACAAUAUUUUGGGAAAGUUGUUUUGGCUAGCGUUUAAUAAAACGACAUCGCCACAGCAGCUAAGGAUAUAGCCAACCAGCAGAAUCGGAAUCGGUAGAGAUGGGGAGCAUAGAAAAGGCGUGUAUAUCGGGAUUUCUAUGCCGACUGUGUUCAGAGAUGCACCGCACAGUAAUACAUAUUUAUAGUGAUCAUGGCCAGCGUUUGUGUCUUGUUGAGAAAAUCAACGGUUACCUACCAAUUACAAUAUCUCCGACUGAUCCAUUGCCAAAAACCAUAUGCAAAUCAUGUCUGCAUCGCGUGGAGCAGCAUUACUCUCUCCUGAUGCGUCUGACACGGAUGCGGGAGGAGCGAAAGUUUAAGUUAAUCAAAUACAAAGCACAAAGAAAUCCCUCGAUAUCCAGCGUGGAAUCGGAAGAGGACGUGAUAAAUUCAAGCUCGGUUCACGAGUGCCCCAAUCGGAAUGAGGAGGAUCAAGCGACCCGCCGCAGCGAGUCGACGAGCACCGCAGCCGAAACUGGUCCACAGACCCAGGAAUCCCAAACCCCAAUCCCAAAGUCAAGAAAGACCGCAGUGUCCAGACGAAAGAGCAGCGAAAGGCACGAUGCCAGUGGUGCUGGCCCCAGCAAUAGACACCGAAAGAAAGAGACUGGCACAGGCAACUCGGAAACGGGUAGCACUACUCGGGAAGGAACCCAUGCAGAUUAAUGACUGCUAACCUCGUCUCUGGUCGGUGGAGCUAUAUAUACGAGUACUUGACUAUGUACAUAUAUAUAGACGCGUUUGUGUGUACGUACGUUUAGAUUGGAAUAAAGUAAGCAUUUUAUUUAAUUGUCUAGUAAAUUUCGAAUACAGAUGAUAAGUGUACCAUUUAAACGGGAUUCUUACUGCGGAUUUCGGGGUAUGUUUUACUAAGAUAGCGCAUUUCGUGGUUGCCAACGCUUCUCUCACUCCGCUCAACGUGGCAUAUCCACUUUGCUUACCUCAAUCUUAUCGCAGCACCAUUUUAGUGGCUAAAUUCUUUUCGCAUGAUAGCAGCCAGUUCUUUGUUCCACUAAGUUUGCAUGGCUUGUGGUUUCAGUUGUAUGUUGCUCGAUAUGGGAGUACUCCUUGGUUCACCGAUUGAAGCAUACCGAGAUAACCAUGUACCCAUGUAUCUCGUUAAAUUGCUUUCCAUUUCAUUCUUCACACAGAAACUACCAACACAAGAAUUAUUUCAGCAGUUUGUUAAUUAAACUAUUUCUUUAAUCGUAAUUAAUGAACAUGUAGGGGUAGGGAUAGUAGGUUCCCUUAACUUAUUUGAAAAAGAAGCAAAUACAUAGAUUCGUAUCGGUGCCUGUAAUACCAGCAGAUGUUUGAACAUUUUAUGUAUAUUCUUUCUCGAUAUGUGUUUCAUGAACCCCGUGACUCUUGCUCCAAUUCAUUUUAAACCUCGUCUGUCUUUGCAAUGUUCGUUUUUUAUUGAGCCUAACAAUACGCACGAUUCGCUGAAUACUUAAAAUUGUCAAUCAGAAUGGUAUUAUGAUUACUUAGUUUAUCUUGCUUUUCCUAUCACUAAUGUUUCCUGCCAUUUACAUACAUAUGUAUACGCCAACCGAUCAGGUGCAUACGUAUAUAGUGGGGAAAACACUUGUGCUUGCAAUUGUCGUUACAUCUUAAGUUAGUAAACGUAUAUUGUUUUCAGUUGCGGCUUCAAUUCUGGAGGUAUCACUGGAGUGUGUUCCACUUUUCGAGUAACUAGGCGCUUGAACCGUCCACUGAAUUGCUUGCGAAAUCCCUUAAAGCUGCUCUUAUCACUUGAGGCCAUCAUGUCCUGGAAGAAUGAAGAAUAUUUGAUAAGUAUAAAAUUUGGUAAUAUCUUGAAAACUCCGAAAUAAAUUUACUUAUUAUGUAUAAUAUUUACUUAGUUACACGCUGAUUGUGAGUCAUAUUCUGGUUUUGCCUUAUCGCUAAUGCAUAUUUCAAAACUGCAAAAUUCCUAGAGCGUGUCAAGUGACUUUUGUUGAUUCAUUGAAACAGGGAGUUUCCUGAAUGUAAGGUCAAUGUAAGUGUUUCGCCAAAAAGUCCUUGUACGCUUUAUGAAUAUCAGUGAGAUUUGCAAAUGUGCAUACGAGAAAGUGAAAACCGGAAAACAAAAGUGAUUUAGCCCUUCCUUAAUUAUAAACAUACGAUCCGAGUGAAUUUGUAAUUUAUGAACCCCAGCUGACCUGCGCUUGUGUUUGCGAUUCUCUAAUCUUAUCUUCGAAAUUCCUCGGAAUGGAUCUAUUUAUGGCCGAGCGUGCCCAAGCAAAAGCCUAUAAUAUAUUGCCAAAUGUCCGUAUGUACAUGGGUUCAUACCGCCAUACAUACUAAUGACUUAAAUGGCAAUUGCUGAAGUGCAAACAAUUUGUUCCCCUUUAUCUUCCGCCAACACACGAGCACAAAGACUAGGAACUAACUAUACUACGUACAGACGGUCGCCCGUGGAGUAUCUAAUAAUCGUUACGUCAUGAUAAUCUGCACUGCGGCGGAAACUUGUGCGAAUGGCGAAUGGUGGGUGGGCUAUCUAUUACACAGGAACUAUGCAGGCGAAUAAAAAAUAAACAAAAAAAAAAAACAACGCCAUAACUCAAAGAUAUAUCUCUUUACAAUCCUAAUUUGCUCGAAAAUAUAUUAUAUACCAUAUCAUAAAGUUGUUUUUGAUCCUAACUCACAUGAUAUUCCUACGCUUUUACUUUCAGUGUGGACUUACCGGACUCAGGCAAUUGUAGAUGUGCGGUGUGGGCGCCUUUGGGGGGAAUGUCCACUCCGUUUGGAUGGAGCUCCCAUUCCCGUUCCCGUUGGCGUCACAAACAGCUGGUGCAUUACUGGUCCUCACGAACGUAACGCUCUGGGUUUGUUUGGCAGGUGCUGAAGAUGACGAUGGUGUGGCGGAUGCGGAUGCGGCAGCGGAUGAGGCCUUGGCCCUCGACUUGCCCUCGCUCGAUUCCUUCAUUCUUAUGUGGUCGUCCCAGUAGCGUGUGAAUAUGUUUUUGGUGUGCUGGACGUCGGUGGACGAUGGAUGGUGCUGGUGCUGGUGCGGAUGCGGGGUGUUCAGAUAGUCGGUUACAGAAACAUCACGUUGACAACAUUUACUGCGGACAAGACGCAUCGUUAAUUUCCCAGUGAUACCCUCGAUCGGUGCAAAGUUAGUUCAUUUUUAAGGUACACGCGUAUCACAGAUGGUUUCUAUUAUAUCGGUAUGAUAUGUAAGACAUUUGCUAUAUGGCUAGCUAAAUGUCGAGAUGGCGACGGCGAUUUCGACCAUUGGCGGAAGUGGUUUUCGCUUUUCGGUAUACUAAUGCCUCGCCUGACUGUUUUGUUAUUCGUAGUUUUUAUUUUUUGUUUUUGUAUUCGGGUUGUUUGCAGGUAGGAGCUGUGUAUUUAGCAGCUACGCAGCGUUACAGCGCGACUAGAAUAUCGAUUUUCUGUACUUGGGCUGGCGUUUUGGGUGGUGAGUUAGUCAUGAUGGCUGCGCACUAUACUUUUUAGCUCAGCCCCUACUCCGAAGUUUGGUUAUAUUCAGCGGUUCCUUUGUCUGUUGUGUUUGUUGCUGGGUUUUGGCCAGUUUCUCUAUUGCGACUGCCUUUCCCGAGGUGGUGUAUUUAUAGGAAUGACACUUUUCAUCUUUUCAAUGCUAGACAUAACUUACACAAUAUAUCAAAUUUGUUGUUUUUCACUAGGCCAAGCGGAGGAAAACCGAAACGGAAAAGCAGAAUAGCGUAGAAGCAGUAAAGCAGAAAAACAGAAAAAACAGACAGACGUGUCGAGUAUUUUCUAGUCGUGGUGCUCGUGCAGGGGAAAAAUGCGAUUAAUGCUGGCACUCUUCACUACAACCACACAUCCACACAAAUGCGACCGUUGAAUGUCUGCACAUUUUCUUGAACUGCUCUACACGUAAGUACGCACAUUAGAUUCGACUUGGACUUCAGUUCGGUUCGGAUGGCAGCGAGUAUCUGAAUCGCACAGAACUCGCACUCGACUGAACAAAACAAAAGCUACGAAUCUGACUCAUGUGCGCUUGCUUGACUACAGCCACAGCCAACCAAAAUCUCAAUCGAAAGUCGCUGCGAAUGCGAAUGUGAGUGUAGUGCGAGUGUAGUGAGCUCUCUCGAUCUACCGAUAUCGAUAUACCGCACCAUACAUAUAUACUUCGAUUCCCAUUCCCACUCGUAUUCGUAUUCGUAUUCGUAAUCGUUUUUGUGUUCGCAUUCGUGUGUACUCCUCGCUCUUUUUUCAAGACCUUCUGACGUCAGCUGACAUUUAGCAAGCACUGUGUUUUCACCAACACCAAUUCGGGCACAUUUGCGUGUAUUUGGGUAUCGGCGGGUGUAUAAAUAGCGUGUUUUGAGUGAUUUACCCAAAGAUACAAAAAAUCCAGGUUCCGAGGAAUACGCUUACGCCAACGAUGACCGCUGCGAAACAAAAAAAAAAAAAAAAAACUGCCUAACAACACGAUCGCGAAUCUCACGCUUUACGAAACGAAACGCUGCUUUAAUUUGAGCGUUCCACGCCAAACCAUCAUCGCACUUAAGCAAUUGGCUAGAUUGCUAGCCGAGUUAGCCCCUGAACUGCGAGCCCAGUUGCUAAAUGGGCCGAUCUAAAUAUUUUUGUUUGUUUGCGCGCUAAUUAAUUGAAAGCAAUCAAGAGAUAGGAUAUAGGUAUUGUCUGCGUUGUGCGCCAGUGAACAAUGGAUCUUUUGCGAUAUUAGGUAUCUGUAUCUGCGUGUUCCACUUCCACCGUUCCAGCCAAAACCAAAAGAGCUGCCAUGUUUUGUGGCGUUAGGAAUUGCAGCAGUUGAAUUUUCGCGCCCACUUUUCCGCUAAUUGUUGUUAUUCGACUAAUUCAAAAAUGUCGUGUUUCAUUCGGUGUUAAUAUUAGUUUUAUUUCGACUUAUUUUUCUUUUUCGCCGGCUCUGAACUGAAUAUUUUGGCCACCUUUUUGCCAACAAAUAAGAGAGCAACCAAUGCGAAAAUACCCAAAGUCGCCAGCGAUGUUAUGUUUUCAGCUGCAAAAUAACUCUGCAGUGGGCCCAAAAAUUCGUUUCUGAAAAGUACGAAAGUUAAAACAUUAGCUAUUUGUUCAUUGUUAUUGGGAUAAACGUUGUAUAGUAUUAAAUUCGAUCUUCUCAAACCAGGAACUGUUUUAACCAGGGUAAAAUUGAUUAUUGUAAUAUUGUUUAUGUACAAACUGGAUAUUAUACAACGGUUACGAUUAACAUUUGGUUCGAUAUUAAUCAACGGAGUGAUAUUAACAAUUGUUUUAUGCUCGAUGGUGGAAUCAGUGUCUUUGUUGAAUACCCUCAAACUAGCGUUAUAUGCAACCGUGUACCGGGGACCAAGAAUCAGUAUUUGUUAACUAAUUGUAAUUAUUAAUAGGUUUACAAGUUUUAUCUUGGCUCACUUACUAAACACAUGUAUCAGUUUCUCACAAAUCCCUAUAAAAAGGUCAUAAUCGCACUUUGAGUUUAAAAUUCGAUCGAUGGAUAAAUUUAAAAUCAUUUAAGCUAUUAAAAGGGAUACUUACACGGCACUGGGGAUUGCGGGCACUGGUUGAGGAUGGCUCUGGGUAUAUCCUUUCUCAGCAAACUGGACAAAGGCCUCGGGACUGUAUUGCUUGGCCGAGUAUUUGUACAUCUUUCCUUGCCUCAAG
Drosophila simulans is the source of this 5767-nucleotide messenger RNA. RefSeq lists its product as uncharacterized. Gene Ontology annotation, molecular function: zinc ion binding. Bases 200 to 805 code for a protein of 201 amino acids. Lineage: Eukaryota; Metazoa; Arthropoda; Insecta; Diptera; Drosophilidae. The transcript is spliced from 4 exons. Gene Ontology annotation, cellular component: nucleus. The record is from RefSeq and is a predicted model, not a curated record.